Molecule: messenger RNA, 7455 nt
Organism: Anopheles gambiae (African malaria mosquito)
Lineage: Eukaryota; Metazoa; Arthropoda; Insecta; Diptera; Culicidae
Gene: Gfrl
Exons: 16
Coding region: 2572-5739 (1055 amino acids)
Biological process (GO): nervous system development
Cellular component (GO): external side of plasma membrane; signaling receptor complex
Molecular function (GO): signaling receptor activity
Source: RefSeq, a predicted model, not a curated record
CUGCGGCAGUUUGUCGUGAGAUUCGGUCGGUCGUGCACAAGAAAUCAGGCGUUCUGUGGUUCUGUGGUUCGCUGCACGUUUCGAAAGUCGCUUCGUUCGCGCGCGCUCUCGCUUCGUUCUGCCAGCGUGGCACUAACAACGCACUUACGCGGUCGGAUCGUGGAACAGUUUGAUCAAGGAUCGAAUUUUAAAGUUUGCAUUUUUUUAAAUAUACGCACGCACGCACGCAGGCUUUCACCAUCAGCAGGCUACAGAGCGUCAGCAAAUGGACACCGUUUAAUAAUACAGUGUGGCAAAUUGCUCACCGGGCCGGCCAUCAUGUGGCAGCUGCUGCCAGAAACGUAAUCGGAAAGUCAAUGUUCACCGCAAAUCCUCAUGCCCACCUGCACCCUGCGUUUGCAGGGACGCUACCGAAGCUGGAGGGAUAGUGACUGCACCUUCGGUUCGUUUUGUUGUGAUGCAGCUUUGCAGCAUCAAGCGCUUUGCCAAGGAUAACUCGCUCAAGUGCAUCGAAUGGUUCGUGGUUUAGUGUUGGCGUGAAGGAAAGUGAAAAUUGAAUGUGAUUAUUGAAAGCAAUUUUCUGAAUUUACCCGAGUGUUGAAAGUUAGUUGAUAUGGGCAAGCUGUUUGGCUAUCAUCUCGUGCGGUGCGUAUGAGUGUGCUAUAUGAUGCGCGAAGCGUUGGUAUGGCGUUUUUUAAAGUAAUUAUUUUACCACUUUUUGUACAACUCCCGCGGGCAUGCACAGUUUUCAAACAUUUUAAAUAAAAGCCAAAUUAAUAGCUGCUUUAUCCAAGACAAGGGCGCAGUUUGUGCAGUGUUUUGUUGGUAUAAAUAAUGCCACAGUUGUUGCAGUGAAAAUUGCACACCGUUGCGUCCACGUGUGCGUGUUGCGAUUGCGAUUUCGAGUGUUUCGUUGUUUGGUGUUCCGUUGCAAAGUGUCCCUAAGUAAAACACAUACUCCCGCGUGUCCGCGAUGCGUGCGUCCAAAUGUGCGUGAGUGGUGGAAAGUUGCGACAAAUCGUUUCGUAGUGUGCGGUCGGGCGCGUUAGGCUUAGUUCGUUUUUCGGGUCGCGAAAGUUUCCGUUUAUUUCCGGUACACUCGCGUCGGUACGUGAAGUUUUAGAGGAUUUCGUACAGCUAUUAUACCGCUCGCAUUACUGUACGUCGGCAAAGGAAGUGACAAAACCAGUGUUACCGUGGGGUUUUUAAACGACUCUUAGGCAGCAGCAUCAGCUCCCCGGGCUUCCUGUGCGCUCCCGUAUCCGAUGGGAAUUAAUUUAAAAUUCAUGCCACCAGCAACCGGAGCCUCAAAGGACGACCUCGUGCGGCCGGAGGUGUCGUGGUGUCGUCGAGGUGUUAAUGAGCUGCGGCAGGGUGAGUUCCCUGCACCACACCGGGAAACACACGCACAAACAGCAACCGUUUUAGGCACAUCCGCGGAACUGGAAUGUAGCAUGUAGACGGCGGAUCGCAUCAAUGUAACCAAACCCCAACACAACACAAAAGUCUGAGCAAAAGCUAGUGACGUAACCGAAACAUAUCAAUUGCUGUGAAGCGACGCAUCCUGCAUCAAAUCAUAUCAUUACGUAGCAACAUAUCGUGAUCCGCGUGUCGGGUGUGUAAGGUUUAAGUGGUUCCGUGUAAAGGCGCCGUACGCAGGCACAAGUACUGCAUCCGUGUGUUUGCAUCGUCGGAGACAAGUGAGUCGUCCCGAUACCUUCCUCUACGCAGUUAGAUACGACGCACCAUUGCCGGAAACAGCCAGCCAAAGGAAGGCAGCCCCUUUUUGAGAGGGAUGUUAAAACAAAGGUAAACUUCACGGUGCCCACCGACGCAAAGUGUAUCCAUAAGGGGCACUGUGUUAGACCGUGGCAGCCCCUUCAAAGAUCAAUGCGCUGAGGGCGCUCGUGAAUGACGGCUGAAGUACGACGCACUUGUACGGCGGAGUGGUACAGGUUUUGGAGCCUACAUUGUGAUUGUUUUGUAGUGAGUAUUUCGUGUGCGUGUAUGUGUGUAUAUGUGUUUUUGUGUGUGUAUGAGCUCGUGUGUGAGGCCAGAAGCUUUUUGUAAAGCUGCAGCUAUUUGAAGAGUGGUGCCAAGUGAGGAUAGCCAACUUCAAGGUGAAUGUAGCCUGUCGAGUGCGAUACUUUUGAUUUUGCUGCUCAAUCGAUCGUCUUUUGCGGAAAUUGGCUCUGUAACGCUGAUCUGAUAGGUGGCGAAGCAUUGUAAGCCCCGGGGAAGCCGACCGCCAACGUCAACUAAGAAAGGACGCAAAAAGGGGGUUUCCAGUGCGAGUGACGGCGGACGGUAGUGGAGACGGGGCGGGAGAAAUUAAUUUCACAUUCAGUCGGCCCCUCUCUCAUUUACGCUUCACCGACACGGCCGACAGCCAGACGGUUACUGCAGACGAAGAGCCACAAUAUACGCGCCAUAUAAACACGGACGGAGGACGAUAAACAGAUACAAAAAACAAAAACAACAACAACAAAAACACUCCAUCUCCAAGGAUAACGCCUUUCACGUCGCCGGCACACGAGCACGGCGCACAAACAGUAACGAAAACAUAUCAUCAUGUUAGUGACACUGCUGAGAAUUUUCCUCAUCGUUUCCAUUCUCGGAUCGAAUAUUAAGACUGCAAUAGCUAUUUUAAAUUGUAUAUUAGCACGACAGCUGUGCUUCGAGGACCCGUCAUGUUCAGCGAUUCUCGAGAUUAUACCGCGCGUCUGUGGCCCAGUACCGGUUGCCUGCAGCACCGUUACCGUAACGAAAUGUCAGGCCGCCCUCCGGACGCUGCAGGCGUUUCCCUUUUUCCGGCCCACCUGCCUGUGCAAGGAGCCGGGCAUCGAUCCGGACUGUAAUUAUUUUCGGGACUUCCUGUUCGAUCAUCCCUGCGGUUUCGUCUCGAAGAAAGAAAAAGAUCCUUACCCGGUGGAUGCAUUACCAACGUGCAAUCAUGCACUAUCCGUCUGUCAGCAGGAGCGAAAGUGUAUAAAAUUAUUCGAAGAUUUUAAGCUACACUGUAAAGUGCGGGAAAACAAGUGCCGCAUGGAAGAUAGGGAUUUGUGCUACGAGGCGUGGACUAAUCUGCGAUUAUCGCCGAUGUUCGGCUGCAUCUGCCCGAAUAAUCACAUGAAGCGCAGAUGUGAUAAAAUAUUUAGCGUUGUUAACCAUAAUCCUUGCGUCGAUGUGCUUCCCUCCGCACUAGACAUAUCUUCCGGCACUGCCACCAACUCCAUCUAUCCGAACUUCUUUCCCUCCGAUAUCAUUGAAGAUCCACCACCCACCAGCACGUAUCCGUACUUUCUGUUUCCCUCCAAGAAGUAUCCACCGUCGGCAUUUGGGUCCGCCAUUUACCACGCCACCGUCGACUACAUUAACCUUCCCGAUGGGCCGGGCACGGGCACGACCAACGGCUCCAGCCCUGACACAGAUCAAUCCUCCUCCUCUUCCUCAUCCUCCUCCCCUGGCCACCCACGGCAGCACUCGGGAACCGAGCACAGCUAUCGCACUAGAUACGAGCACAAUUUUGACACCAGCAUGCACCACACCAAGCACCAAAGUCCCACUCACAGUAGCGGUAAUAAUGCACCGAUCGCACCGCCCUGGCCCGAUCAGCACCAGCACCAGCAGCAGCCGCAUCAGCACCCGUACUGGCACGGUGGCGAGAACGGUACCGCCGACACUGCCGGUCACGUUGGUACGGGACGAUGGGACAGCAUGUCGGUCCCAUCUGACCUCCAGCAGCAGCCGGAGACUGUCGGAUCGGACGACAUAGAGGAAAAGGAGGCGGAAAUGAGUUUUAUUCACUUCCAAAGUACCUGCCAUCUGGCGCUCGACUCGUGUCGCGACGAUCAGGUCUGCUCGUCCGCCCUGAAGACGGUGCUGAUGCACUGCGAUCAGCAUCGGUGCAACCGGAAUGCCUGCAUGGAGUCGCUGCAAAGCUUCUACAAAAGCAUCCACGACGAUCUCAGCCUCGACAUUGCCUUCUGCCUGUGCAGAAAAACGCCAAACCGGCACGACAGCUGCAUGAUCGCGCAGGAAAAGCUGCAUCCCGUGUGCGCCCAGCGACCGCCGGAAAGCCUCAGCCAGCAGCAGUCUUCAUCGACCGGUAACGGCAUCGCGUACAAUGCGCCGCCAGCGUGCCACGCGGUCGCGGAGCUAUGCCGCGAGGAUGAAGACUGCCGCGCCCGGCUGGAGGUGUUCGAGCAGUCCUGUGCGGUGGACAGUGUGACCAAGAAGUGUGCCGGAAAGACAAGCGCUUGCAGGCAGGCUAUGCUUGGCAUUCUGGGCACACCGCUCAGGACGACCUGCGCCUGCCAGGGCUCGGACAUGCAGCAGCUGUACGACUGUCUAGGCUGGCAGCGGCUGCUCUGGCUCAACCCCUGUGUCGUCGAGUCGCAGAAAGAUUUUCACCUGAAGCGGCUGGCCGAGCUUGGGUUGCUGACAACUACGACGACGAUGGCAACUACCACCACAACCAUGACUACAACUACCACCAUGCGAAGCACCCGUAUCACCCAUCCACCAACGCUCCCUCCAACCAAACCAAAGCCAGUGUAUCGACCAAAACCUACGGAAAUGCACACGAUCGAGACGAACUACGUCGAAACACCUGACACGCGUCCGGAAACGUUGGUACAUAACCAAAAUGGGCUAAUCGAGCGAACGGAUCUCGAUCGGGGACAUUCACCGCCACAGCCGGACGAGUACGAUCGAUCAACAGGCACACGGCACCAGCCGGUCGAUAGCGACAGUGAGGAUGAUGAUAUGGUGGGACGCUACGACAAGGGCAUCUAUCAGCGGCCCGACGAACAGGUGCUUCACGUGGCCAGUACGGAGGUGCAGGAGCUGGAAACCUUUCCACCCACUACCGUUACAACAACCACAACCGAACCGACAACAACGCCGGUUCCAAUCAGAUACUGCGUGGUGCAAAGAUCUCACCAGCCCGAUCAACUGAUCGCGGAAGGGAAAAGUCGUCGGCUCUACAUUCUCGAUGAUGCCGAAUGUAGCGAGCUAUGUACGUGCGGCGGCGGCGACUCGCUCGCCCUAACCUGUCAUGCGCUGUGCGUUCCACUAGCUCCCUGCCGGACGGCCCUUGCGUACUACAGCCAUGCCGCUCCAGCAUACCAAGCGUUCCGUGGCCGAUGCCUCUGCUAUUCGGGACGGUUCAUCUGCAUGAGGCCACCUCCGGGAGAGUACCAGCUUCCGGGUGGCAUAUUUCUCUUACUAGGUUAUAGUUCAACCGACGAAGCACUGUUAAGACCGCACACUAACUUAGGAGUACAGGACGCCGUACGUGCCCUACAGCAAUACGUCCUGCAGCAUAUCGAUAAUUCGACCCACUGUACAUUAACACUGUUCAACAUCACCGAAGAGAACAUCAUUCUUUCGAUCAGGCUACCGCUCGAUCCCAAGCUCACACCGAUGCAGUUGUUGAAGAUGGAGAAGGACCAGUGCACCAGGAUACUGGAAACGAUCAGCCACCAGAUCAACACACAGUACGUCGAGCUGUCCGCCCAUCGUUUGCUCAGCAUCUUCAAGAUGGCGGAGGUACAGAUCGUGUGGCCCGAGGUCAGUUACGCCCGGCGAAACACCACACCCCCGCCGGUGGUUAGCUUGAUCGCAGCCCUAGUGACGGUGCUGCUUACCGUCUGCGGCACGCUACUACCACCCUUCGUCCGGUGGAACCAGCGGAACCAUCAACGAAGGAUAGCAGCAUCUCCAUCAGUUACGUGACGAUCGACAAUACCGAUCUAAAGUGGGAAGGAAGGAAGCGUAGGGCACAUGCACAAAACCUCCCAUCCCUUUGUCCACUGUCCUCAUAUUGACGGUGUGAAACGCAAUGGGGUCCGAGUACGACAACCGUGCGCAAGUACGCGAAAAGCUAGUAGGACUGUGUUAGUUGUAAUAUAGUAGGAUACUUUCGCCCCGUGACGGUUAUUUACUGUACGAUUUUAAGUUACAGCGCCCAUCCGAUCGGAUGAUGCGUGAUUGAACGGACAUCGUUUUACUCAACCUCAUUAUCAAUGCCAUUCAACACACACCCACACACCCUCACCAACACACGCUCCCGAAGGUGCUAAUACUCAUGCUUUCACUAUGGCUUCGAUUACUAUUACCACAAUUACUACUACCACUAAUACUAUACUGCUACUACUGUUAACAAACUACACAUACUCUUAUCACCCUCAUCCCACGUUGCUAUCUCGUUUUUAUGGUUAUCAUUAACUUCUAGAAGAAAUAAAAAGAAAACCCCAAAGAAGUACUACCUACUACUUCGCUCUACCACACACCAGUGUCACCAUACUGACACCGACUGACGUGAUCGUGCUAUUGUUGUAGAUGAUUCCUUGCUCAGUUCUUUCGUACCGACCGAGUUCUACUGUGCAGAGUAUGAAAGCAAGAUGGCGUGAGAUUGAAACCUUUCAAUCUACUUGUCAUACAAACUUGGGUUAGUGUGUGUAUGUGUGUGUGUGAGCAUGAAAAUUAAUAAGCAACCAGCCCAGUAGCUGGUGCGAUCGAGAGUGAACCGCUGUGUGCAAUGGUACGUUGUUUGGUGAGCGUGAACGGGUGCACUACCAUCGGGUGGCUGAAUGGACGAGCUUAAAGUGCUUUAAUUUUGGUUGGAAAAUUCCUUUCACCAGUGAAACUGAAGCACAAACUAGCACUGGAUGCUGAUUAGUGCAUGUCGAUCGUCGUUAGCUCAUGUGUGUAUGUAAGUGUGUGUGUGUGCUUGUAUAUUUGUGCUUUAUUGAAGAAAUAUAAGUUGUGUGGGAAGACCAGUGAUUUGAAGGUAGGAAAUGAUCGGUUUUAUGUUGGAGUUUUCUUUAUUGAAUCAUGCAAAACAAAGAAAUACUUCCAAUUUUUCAAAACACGAUGAUUCAAACUACGAUGCGUAUGCUUUGUUGAAAAGAUAUGUGUGGAUACUUUUUUAUAUAUUUUAAGGUUUUUUUCACUUAAUAAACACUCCUUGUUUCAUCAUUCUAUAAUAUACAAACAUUGAACAGUCAACCAUUUUUGUAUAAUUUGAUUUACAUGGAAGCCUUCAAUCUAUUAACGUACCCUACAAAUACUUUAUAGCACUUUCAUUUCACCCAAACGCGUCGUAAUCCAACCAAAGGUGAAAUUAAUUUCACGAUUUUUUUUGUACGGUUUUAUUAGAAGCUGCAUAUUCAGGUACUUUAAUACUUGUGACGCUUUUUUACCAUCCUUGCAUUGCCAUUGCUUGCUAAAAUUACUCUUCGCAAAAUACAUUUCAACCUCAGCAUUAAAUCUGGCACCGUCGUCCGUCCGGUGCAUUCUCAACAAACAAAUCUAUCCCUCAACCCCGAUGCACGAACCUGCCCAAAACUAAGCGGGCAUAGAAUUGUCCUGUGCUACUGGGCGAACACGCGAAACCGGCAGCACACAAAACCGGGAAGCAAAUCGCUCUGCAUUCAUCGAAUCAUUUAC